AUGGAGGAAUCAAGUAGUUUAGAUUGUAGAUCCGAGCCAAUACCUCAAAUCAUCUAUCGCUGCAAGAAGUGCCGAAGGAUUGUUGCUUCACAGGAGCAAAUAGUUUCUCAUGAACCUGGAGCUAAAAAAGGUUUCAGGUGGACAGGGAAAAAGGGGGGACCAUUGCACAUGAAUGAAGAGCCAGCAGAAUGUUCGUCCAUUUAUGUAGAGCCUAUGAAGUGGAUGGAAGCAGUUCAAGAAGGUUUUGUGGGACAGAAGCUGCAGUGCAUUGGCUGUAAAGGUCGCCUGGGUUCGUUCAAUUGGGCAGGAAUGCGGUGCAACUGUGGAGCAUGGGCUAUUCCUGCAUUUCAGCUGCACAAAAAUCGGGUGGAUGAAUGCAGUCUGUGA
Daucus carota subsp. sativus is the source of this 387-nucleotide messenger RNA. Its product is annotated as probable inactive dual specificity protein phosphatase-like At4g18593. The record is from RefSeq and is a predicted model, not a curated record. The transcript has 2 exons. NCBI's taxonomy places the organism in Eukaryota, Viridiplantae, Streptophyta, Magnoliopsida, Apiales, Apiaceae. Gene Ontology annotation, molecular function: protein tyrosine/serine/threonine phosphatase activity. Gene Ontology annotation, biological process: protein dephosphorylation. The coding region runs from base 1 to 387 and encodes 128 amino acids.